Messenger RNA from Candida dubliniensis CD36, 489 nucleotides. RefSeq names its product Ctf8p (gene CTF8). The transcript has a single exon. The record is from RefSeq and is a predicted model, not a curated record. Gene Ontology annotation, cellular component: Ctf18 RFC-like complex. Lineage: Eukaryota; Fungi; Ascomycota; Pichiomycetes; Serinales; Debaryomycetaceae. The coding region runs from base 1 to 489 and encodes 162 amino acids. Gene Ontology annotation, biological process: mitotic sister chromatid cohesion.
AUGCCAACUGCCACUAUUGACUGUUCAUCUGUUCCAGAUAUACUAAACAACAACUCCUCAGCCCAAGAUGAUAAUAAUAAUUUGAUAUUUACACCCUAUGGUCUAAUGCUUUUAGAAAUACAAGGAGAAUUAAAUCUACCUAUCGAAUUCCCUCAAGGUCAACCUAAAACUGAUGAAGAUCGUGAAUAUUUAAAUAAUUUUAUUACCAUUAAUGAAAUUCAUCACGCGGUGAAAUUUGGGAAUUUAGUUUUCGAUGAAAAAGAUAAUAGUAAAGUGACACUUUAUGUUGGUAAAUCUCAAAGAUUAUUAGGUAAUGUUGUUAAAUUAUCAACUCCAUUAGCAGUUUUAAAAAUACCUUUGAAAAAUGAAGAUGAAAUGAUGAUAGAUAAUGACGAUAAUGCCAAUCAACAAGAAGAAGAAUUAAUAAAAUUGAUGGACAUAGUUAAAGCCAAAGUGAUAUUCAAACAAAGACCAUUACCAAUUAUGUAA